AUGAAGGCACGGGUAUGGCACGGGUCCAGCUUAGAGUGCGGGUCAGGUAAUCCUAACCCGCACCUGUACCUGCCAGUACCCUUACCCAUUACCCGUGUGGGUUACCCAUACCCGUGCUUUUGCCUACCUCUUCCUCUUCUACCAACUGACUCAUCUUACGAAAAAUACACGGCUUCAUAUGAAAAACUUCAUUUUACUCCCAUUCUCCCUUCCAUUAUACCUACCUCUGAUCCGCAUUGCAGGGGAUUUCUCCAGUCACACUGGACCACUACCUCAAACCAAGAAGCUGGCUGCCAUACUGCAAAGUUCUCUCACAACGACCAGUCAGAUGCCAGCGCCAGCACUCAGUGUCAACUUCCUGCAGUCAUACCCAGCUCCACUCCCCCAAACCCAGUUGCAGCGAUCAGUCCUGCUGGUACUACCGCUCUCGCACCCAUUCUGAGGCCCCCAGGGAUGACCCUUUCUCAACACUUCUUCACCAUUGCAACAAGAAUUGACGCCUGUGCCAUGCAAAUCUCUGGCAAUACCAAGUUCCACUUGUUCAUGGACAUGCGAGCUGAGUUUGCUUGGGCUGUGUUACAAGAACAUCUAGAUGCUUGGGCCCCUACCAUUUUUCUCCUAAUCCUCCUCGUAUCAGCCCUUGCAUCAUACCCUUACCCCGACCUCACCCUGGUCAUCCUUGUCAUCCUUGUCAUCCUUGCAUUCCCUUUCACUCUCUAUCUGUCGCUUCAGCAGAGCCAGUACAUCUGGCCAGAUCCUUUCGCUGACGAAGCAUACCCAUGCUCCGUUCCACCACCCGACUGA
Molecule: messenger RNA, 804 nt
Organism: Suillus bovinus
Lineage: Eukaryota; Fungi; Basidiomycota; Agaricomycetes; Boletales; Suillaceae
Exons: 2
Coding region: 1-804 (267 amino acids)
Source: RefSeq, a predicted model, not a curated record